CUGGGAGCCGAGGGCCCGGACUACGACACCUUCCCCGAGAAGCCGCCCCCGUCGCCAGGGGACAGGGCGCGGGUCGGGAACCGGUCCCUUUAAGGGAAGGAACGAUCCACGGGAGUACCGGGCCCAGCCCCCUACUGCCACAGACAGGAAGACUGAGGCCCCAGCGAGCAAGGGGUCUGCCUGAGGUCACACAGCAAGCCUCCAGCCGCAGACCUGGGGGCAGAACCAGAGCCUCCUCUUCCGGAGAAAAGGCCCCAGUACCAGAGGCUCAGCCACGGCGAUGAGCUAACAAUGGCCUGGGAAUUUCCCAGGGGAGCUGGGGCUCAGGCCCUGGGAACCUGAAUGGCCUUGGACCCAGGCCUCCCCAGCACUGCCCGCUGAGCUGGGCAGCCCCUGGGUUCAGAAAAGGCAAUGGUUCCUGGAGGAGGGACUCAGAGACCCUGGUCCUUUUGUCCGCCACCAUCACCAGGGCCCUGCAGAACAAAAGGGUGUUCCUGGCCACCUUCGCCGCAGUGCUCGGCAAUUUCAGCUUUGGGUAUGCUCUGGUCUACACAUCCCCUGUCAUCCCAGCCCUGGAGCACUCCUUGGAUCCCGACCUGCAUCUGACCAAAUCCCAGGCAUCCUGGUUCGGGUCCGUGUUCACCUUGGGAGCAGCAGCCGGAGGCCUGAGUGCCAUGAUCCUCAACGACCUCCUGGGCCGGAAGCUGAGCAUCAUGUUCUCAGCUGUGCCGUCGGCAGCCGGCUACGCGCUCAUGGCGGGUGCGCACGGCCUCUGGAUGCUGCUGCUCGGAAGGACGCUGACGGGCUUCGCCGGGGGGCUCACAGCCGCCUGCAUCCCGGUGUACGUGUCUGAGAUUGCUCCCCCAGGCGUUCGUGGGGCUCUGGGGGCCACACCCCAGCUCAUGGCAGUGUUCGGAUCCCUGUCUCUCUACGCCCUUGGCCUCCUGCUGCCGUGGCGCUGGCUGGCUGUGGCCGGGGAGGCGCCCGUGCUCGUCAUGAUCCUGCUGCUCAGCUUCAUGCCCAACUCGCCGCGCUUCCUGCUCUCUCGGGGCAGGGAUGAGGAGGCCCUGCGGGCGCUGGCCUGGCUGCGCGGGACGGACGCCGACGUCCACUGGGAGUUCGAGCAGAUCCAGGACAACGUCCGGAGACAGAGCAGCCGAGUGUCGUGGGCUGAGGCACGGGCCCCCCACGUGUGCCGGCCCAUCGCCGUGGCCUUGCUGAUGCGUCUCCUGCAGCAGCUGACGGGCAUCACGCCCAUCCUGGUCUACCUGCAGUCCAUCUUCGACAGCACCGCUGUCCUGCUGCCCCCGAAGGAUGACGCAGCCAUCGUUGGGGCUGUGCGGCUCCUGUCUGUGCUGAUCGCUGCCCUCACCAUGGACCUCGCUGGCCGCAAGGUGCUGCUCUUCGUCUCAGCGGCCAUCAUGUUUGCUGCCAACCUGACUCUGGGGCUGUACAUCCACUUUGGCCCCAGGCCUCUGAGCCCAAACAGCACUGCGGGCCUGGAAAGUGAGUCCUGGGGGAACUUGGCGCAGCCCCUGGCAGCACCCGCUGGCUACCUCACCCUGGUGCCCCUGCUGGCCACCAUGUUCUUCAUUAUGGGCUACGCCAUGGGCUGGGGCCCCAUCACCUGGCUGCUCAUGUCUGAGGUCCUGCCCCUGCGGGCCCGUGGCGUGGCCUCGGGGCUCUGCGUGCUGGCCAGCUGGCUCACCGCCUUCGUCCUCACCAAGUCCUUCCUGCCAGUGGUGAGCGCCUUCGGCCUCCAGGUGCCUUUCUUCUUCUUCGCGGCCAUCUGCUUGGUGAGCCUGGUGUUCACAGGCUGCUGUGUGCCCGAGACCAAGGGACGGUCCCUGGAGCAGAUCGAGUCCUUCUUCCGCACGGGGAGAAGGUCCUUCUUGCGCUAGGUCAUGGUCCCCGCCUGGAGGGGGCCAAACCCCCAGUGGCUGGACCUGUGUUGGCUGCAAUCCUGCACCCUGGGACCAAGAGGCAGCAGUCAUCCCUGCCACCAGCCAGAGCACAGGAAGAGCAGCGUGAUGGGGCCUCAGCAGCGCGUGCCCCUGGCUCCGGACAGGUAGCACUGCUGUCCAGCCGCAGCCCCAGCUCAGGCGGCCCGCACUGCUGCACGUAGCCAUGGGCCGCAGGAGAGCACACAACCCUGCGUCCAGGGACACGGCCCUACUGGGUGACCUCAGACCUAGUCCUUUACCCUUGUGUGAAGGACACACCCCACAGAAGGCUACGGGGAGGACUGAGAGGACCGGGCUGGAGGCAGCCAAGUAACGUAGUCAUAUCAUCGCGUUCUGAUCUGGUGGCAUCUGGCUGUGCAAGGAAGACCCGGCUGUGCCCCCCCAAGUCUUGUGGACACCACAGGGAACAUCCUGGACUUCAAAAGCCAGGGCAGGCCAGGCGCAGUGGCUCAUGCCUGUAAUCCCAGCACUUUUGGAGGCCGAAGCAGGCAGAUUACCUGAGGCCACGAGUUCAAGACCAGCCUGGCCAACAUGGUAAAACCCCGUCUCUACUAACAAAUACAAAAAAGCCAGGUGUGGUGGCGUACACCUGUAGUUCCAGCUGCUUGGGAGGCUGAGGCAGAAUUGCUUGAACCCGGGAGGUGGAGGCUGCAAUGAGCUGAGAUCAUGCCAUUGCACUCCAGCCUGGGCAACGGGAGUGAAACUCCGUUUCCCCUGCCCCCCCUUCAAAAAAAAAAAAAAAGCCAGGGCAAAGGACCUGGCGUGGCCACUUCCUCCUGCCCCAGCCCAACCUCUGGGAACAGGCAGCUCCUAUCCGCAAACUGUGUUCACCCUUUUAUAAAAAUAAAGGAACUGGGCCCAUAGCCCUAGCAAGGAAAGAGUGGGGUCUACUCCAGGACGGGAGCCCCCACAGCAGCCAGGCUAGACCCGAACCAAGCAAGGUUGCCAGGGCCACUGACUGCUGAUCCACAGCCAAGCAGGGCAGAGAAGAGGCUGCUGUGAGGGGAAGUCCACAGCGAGCCCCGCCCUUAACAGUCUCCUCUUUCUAACUGUGUGACCUUGGGCAGGUCACUUUCCUUGUCUGUGAUGCCAGAGGCAGCCUCGGGACAGGACCUGUAGUUAUUUCCUGGGCCAGCGGCUCCUGCCUGGCUUCCACACACACACACAGGCACCAAAGCAGAAGGGAGUGAGGACAGGCACGCGAGCCACGGCCGCGCUUUAUUGCUCAAGACACACACACAACACAGAGGUGCAGACGAGGGGGAAAGAGCGCCACACACAGCCCAGACAAGGCAGGAGUGGCCCGGCCGCUGGAAGAGACGCUCCUUGCAAGGCAGGGCCCCUGCUGGACAGCGCACUCCCUGGGAGACAGGGUCAGAGGCCCCAGGUCCGCACAGCUGCAGACUUGCUGGGAACCUGGGACAGGUGACCCGCCCGCUCUGGCCUGUGGCUGAGGGCCUUCCACCUCUGCAUCCAGCUGUGCACCCACCAUUUCCCCACAGGGCACAGGGGCAGCCUUCCUUGAUCCACAGCCCACCCUUCUGCUGUCUCUGGCUGUCACUGAGGCCCCUCUGGCAGGGGCAGCAGCAGGCAGGCCAGGCAGAAGGGGGCCUGGGGCCCCACUACCUGGGUAGGAAUGAGCAGAGGGCGGGCAGAGCCCUUGCUUCUCGUGGGAGGUAGACAGGUCUCGCUCACUGCAUACAUGGGACAAAUGCGUGCACGCGCACACAUACAUAUACACACACACACACACAUAGCCCUUUGAACCCAGCACUGGCCUGAGGAGAGUGGCCCCGGAGGAACCCUGAAGGCACGUGUCCACCAGGCUGUAAUGCCCCUGCCACCCUGGGGCUCAGCUGGCCAGACUCCCGGGGGUGGGGUGCUGCUGCCCCAGGAGCCCACAGACAAGUCCCCAGGGCAGUACUGGGCAGGACCCAAAGAACCCCACACCCAGCCCACCAGCCUGCCACUCCCAGCCUCAGACGCAGAUGGGCCCAAGAGGUGUUCCUGGGAAACAGUCCACUUAGCAAGACCCAGUACCUCUGCUCCUGAAGCUCAGCACAGGCCCAGCCUGGGGUCGGACCCAGAUGGAAUAUCUUCCAUACCCUUCCGCUUCUGCCAAGCCCCACCCGGGCUAAGCCAGGCCCGACCAGGCACCUGCCCGACGGCCAAGAGCCAGCCUCACAGUCAGAGAGGCCAGCGGGCUGAGGCCACGGGGCAGAGGGAAUAUGGGGAUACACUUCCUGGGCGCCAGCUCUCCGUGUCCUCCCUGGGUAGGCCUGGCUCCAGAUGGCCUGGCACCCAGGGCAGUGAGGACGGCUCUGUGUGGGGAGGUGACUGUGGCCUCUGCCCAGUUCUUAAAAGGCAGAAGCUCCCUGAGGGCAGGGCUUGGGCAGGCCGGCAGGAGAACCUGAGUGGGUGCUGAGGUCAGACCCACUGACCCACUAACGGGGCCAGGCUGCGGCUGACAUGAUGGGGCCACACCAGGGAGAGGGUGGGCACCCUCAGUGAGGCCAGGGAGAGCCUGCUUUCCCCACUUCCUUAGCACCAAGGCCAGCGGGGGAGGGUGGUGAUGGGCAGAACCUAGGGGCCUUAGCAGGCCCAGGGAGCAGGGGCAGCUGAGGGGUCUUGGGGUGGCCUGUCCAAGGUUCCAGGAGUCGGCAGGGAGCAUCCCCCACCCAGCUGUCCGGUCACUGCCGAGGCUGCAGUUCCAGGUACAGGGAUGCACCUUAGGGGCCCUAUGGGCUUCUUGAGAAGGCGGGGUGGCAGUGGGCGCUGCACCCUAAGCAGUGGUGGGAGGUUGCUGGCAGUGGCAGGCUGUCCUGGACCCUGGGGCUCUACCUGCCGAGAGAGCUGGGGGAGGUCCCUCUGCUCAGUGCCCAGGUGGCAGGGUCCCACUUGCACCUCCCCUCAAGCCAGGACCAGCAUCUCCAGGGGAAGCUGCUGCCAGGUCACAGCAGGUCACUGGCAGCCCUGUCUGUGGUGUGAGGUCUGCAGACCCACCCAGCGGAGGAGCAAGGCCAGCUGGUGUCCACACAGCUGCUGCAGGCUCUGCUCGGCUCUGCCUCAAGCCCAGCAGCCCAGACUCUCACACCAGCAGCCAGGGGCUCCUGGCUUCAGCAAGUCUGGAGAAAGGAGCAGAGGACUGCAGGUGUAGGGGCAGGUGCAGAAGCCCCUCUCCAGGCUGUGCCUCAGUGUGGACAGUCCAGGCCUCACUUGGACUCACA
This is a messenger RNA of Cercocebus atys (sooty mangabey), 5191 nucleotides long. It is a transcript of the gene SLC2A6, whose product is annotated as solute carrier family 2 (facilitated glucose transporter), member 6. Gene Ontology annotation, biological process: transmembrane transport. NCBI's taxonomy places the organism in Eukaryota, Metazoa, Chordata, Mammalia, Primates, Cercopithecidae. Bases 675 to 1901 code for a protein of 408 amino acids. The transcript has 10 exons. The record is from RefSeq and is a predicted model, not a curated record. Gene Ontology annotation, molecular function: transmembrane transporter activity. Gene Ontology annotation, cellular component: membrane.